Messenger RNA from Tribolium madens (black flour beetle), 2483 nucleotides. RefSeq names its product transcriptional regulator Myc-like. Lineage: Eukaryota; Metazoa; Arthropoda; Insecta; Coleoptera; Tenebrionidae. The record is from RefSeq and is a predicted model, not a curated record. The coding region runs from base 329 to 1546 and encodes 405 amino acids. The transcript has 3 exons. Gene Ontology annotation, molecular function: DNA-binding transcription factor activity, RNA polymerase II-specific; RNA polymerase II cis-regulatory region sequence-specific DNA binding; protein dimerization activity. Gene Ontology annotation, biological process: regulation of transcription by RNA polymerase II.
AUUUCUUCAGUAUUUGUUGGGCCGUUCUAGCUCUCAGGCGUUCAGGUCUCUCCAAGAGAUAUUUUUCAUAAGCAUGUAUACAAAGUUGCUCAUAGAGAUUAAGGAGAGUGGUUUUGUUAAUAAUAACGUGUGUUUCAUAUUUUCGUCGAUCGCUUUUGUGUUACAUACACCGUGUGUCCGAAAAAAACUGUAAAAACUGUACGAGAAGUGCUUUAUUGAAUACCUCGUAGCUUUAAGCAGCUGCCGCUGUCUCGGCGGGAGCCUCAAGUCAGGGCAAAAUUGUGAUAUUAGUGAUAGUGACUUAAAUUAGAACCAAAUUGACGAAUCCAUGGCUGAAUUUAAAAUCGAGUUUGACGACGCCGCGACGUUAACCGACGACUAUCUCCUGUCGGACGACAUCUGGAAGCAGUUCCAAAUCGAAGAAAUGCAACUGCAAUCAUUACCAUCGUCAUUCGACUCCUCCUCCUCCUCCUCCUUCCUCUGCGACGAGAAAAACUGUCAAGUCAAAUACGACUGCAUGUGGAAUGGCCACUGCAAAGGCGCCCAUGGAAAUCGAAGCUGUAAUAGUAAGACGACACCUGGCGAUGUCAAAACACCUGUCGUGCAGGUGCUAGGGCCCCAGCAGAGUCUCCUCAAGCCUGACCUCAAGUUGAGUGUCGAUCCGAAUACGGUUGUGCCGAUGAUGCCCUCAUUGCACUACUCGAUACAAACCCCACCGAUUUCCGAUGAUGAGGACACCAAACCCACGCAAAUUCUGCAAAGUUUGGUAUCGGCACUUUCCGAAAAUGAACUCGACGAUGCCGAUUUGUCCGAUUAUUUCAAAGAUGAUGACGCGUGGGGAUUCUUCGAUGAUGGGUUAGACGAAGAAGAGGAGGAGGAGGAAGAAGAGGAGGAAGAAGAAGAUGAUGAAGAACAGAGAAAACAUGAAAAUGACAUGAGGGCUUUCUACGCCGCCACUGAUCAUAGCUAUCAUAAGGGGACGGCGCCACUGCAUUCCGCCAGUUUGGGCAUCGAUACCCCCUCAGACUCCGAAGAAGAAGAGAUCGACGUGGUAUCCCUCGAGAAGAAGCCCCCCGUUGGGGCCCUCCCCACCAACCCCUCGACGAAAGACCGUCGCCAGAUCCAGCGCACGAUGCAGAGUCGCUUCCCCCAAGGCCUCAAAACCAUCAUGCCGGUGCGACAGCAGCCCCCCAAGAAAGCCCCCCGACGAGUCAAGCAAAGUCGCCAAUACAAACGCCGAUUGAACUACAGCAGCGACAGCGAACCGGAACCGUCAGAAAAGCGCCAUUUGCACAACAACAUGGAAAGACAGCGACGCAUCGACUUGCGAAAUCUCUUCAACGAUUUGAAGAAAUUAAUCCCGGAUAUUAGCAAAAAACAGAGGGCGGCGAAAGUGUUGAUACUCCGGGGGGCUGCCCAGUACUGCCAGGACCUGCAAAGCACCCAUGAGGCGCUCGCACGCCGGACGGAGGCUCUGAGACAGCAACAGGCCCGAUAUAGGGCUCAUUUGGCCAAGUUGCGACGCGAUUGCGCCGCCAAACGCUAACUUAUUCGAAUAGGUAAUAACUGUGAUUAUCAACGUUGUUUUGUUUAUUAAGAGGGGGCUUGUGCCCCCACAUAGGGGUAGGAUUUGUGCUUGUUAUUGAUUAGGAGGAAAUACCAUUCAUUUUGCAAUUAUUUUUUCCAGUUUGUGAUAAAAUGCUCUAUUGUAUGUAAGAAUUUCAGUUGUUUUCGAGCACAAUCACAACAAAUUGCUCCUUGUACAUACUUUUUUAUUUUUAACGGUUUUUUUUAUGUAUAUUAUGUUAUGUCGAGGAUUGGGAAAAAUCCCCAAGUUGUGUAUAGUUUUGAGGACAAUAUUUUGUUUUUGUUUUAUGAUGAGCUCACUAGAUUUGUUUCUUCAGUGCCUUCAAUAGUGAGGUUAGGUUCGGUUUACGCGCUACAUGUUUUGUGAUAGUAGAUCGUAAGUUUGUUUAGUUUCAUGUGGGCUCAUUGUGUGUAUGUGUUUGUUACAUAUUGUCCAUUUUAGUCUUCCUGAGUCGUAAGAUCAAGAGAAUUGUUGUGUUCAUGAUUUUACUACAGUAUUUUAUACUUUUGAUAAAACAAAAUUAAACACAAAAAAAUGAAGCAAAAAAAAAGAAAACACAAAAAAAAUCGGUUUUUACCAAGUACCUGUGAUGUAAACCUCGCUGUUGACCAAAUAUAUAUUUUAAAAGUGUCACAAGACACCGAGUUUUUUUCUUUCAGUGUGACACAGGGCAAUUCUCUAACUUAUGACCCUUUUGUGGUGACGCAAAUGUUUACAAGUAAUAACCACAUUACUUUUAAUUUCGUUAUUUGUACUUAUAAAUAACUACUUGUAAUCAUUGGUUGUAAUAAUUAGUCUUAUAGUUUUUAUCAGUGGUGCCAACCACCACUAUUCUAGUUCCUUUAAGUUACGAAUUACAUUGCUUUAUAAAAAAAAAACUCAUUUAUUUCAAUUU